This is a messenger RNA of Lutra lutra (Eurasian river otter), 2813 nucleotides long. RefSeq lists its product as uncharacterized. The record is from RefSeq and is a predicted model, not a curated record. Bases 1591 to 2505 code for a protein of 304 amino acids. NCBI's taxonomy places the organism in Eukaryota, Metazoa, Chordata, Mammalia, Carnivora, Mustelidae. The transcript has 3 exons.
CGGCCAGGGUGCGCGCGCGGCUAACCCGCCUGAAACGGAGCACGCACGCGCAGGGCGCUCCCCGCCGCAGGGGCUGGCGCAGGCGCACCCGGGAGUCGGGGGCGGGGGUGGUCGCGGCGGGAGCUGCGAGCGGGAGCCGCUGCGGUGCGGGCCUUUCCCCUGGCUGUUUCCGAAACCCGCUCGCUCCCCCGCAGGAGGCCGUGCGCUCCCCUCUCCGCCGCUAGCGAGGCGCCCGAAGCCCUGCCCGUGCCUGCCGCGAGCCGCGGACGGCCGGCGCCCGUGCUUUAAUUCGCGGGCCCCUGCGCACAAACCCGACAGUGUGUUGGCCGUUUAGUUCCGGCCUUGAGUACGGCCGCGUCCCCGAAGGACGGGCGUUGGAGGAAGGACAGGUCCAGACCGAGAGACGCGUCAGCCCGUCCGAAACGACGAGCGCACCGAGCACCUCCGCCGGCUCCGCGGGGCCGGCCGCUCCCGGACGCAGCCGGUCAGGGCCGGGACGUGCUGGGAGCGCGACCCGCGCCGGCUGCGGACGCUCGGGGAGGGACAGAGGCGCGAGCGUUCGUUCCUGGACCUAGGAGUGCUGAUUCCGGAUGCACGGGACCGUUCUUCGCUUGGCUUCAACACGUUAUUAAGAGGAAGGUCGUGCGGGCGCCUGGGGGGCUCCUGGGUCGAGCGUCCACUCGUGGUUUCAGCUCAGCUGAUUGUGUCGGGUUCGGGGGAUGGAGCCCCUUGUGGGGGUCUCCCCGGGAUUCUUUGCUCUCCUCUGCCCCUUCCCUCCCACCUGCCCUUACUAAAAACACACAACAACCCCGAAAUCAAUGCCAUGCAGUCUUUAAAAAAUACGGUAACUAGAAAAUUUAAAACUAUCUACAUGGGCAGGAUUUCUGGAAUAGCAGAUAGAGGAGUUUUCCAAAUGCCUUCCCAAAAAAGCAAUGUUUAAAACAGGGCAAAUCGUUUAAAGCAACCAUUCCAGGACUCUUUUUUUUCAAGAUUUUAUUUAUUUAUUUAUUCGACAGAGAGAGCACAAGCUUUCUCCCAGGUCCCCAUUCCAGGACUCCUGACCAAAGAUAUACAACAUUUAAGAGCACUUAGAUGGAAGUUAUGAACGUCAGGUGGGCCUGGCUGGCUUCUCAGCAGAGCCAGGGGCCGGGUGUGACCCUUGAUCUUGGGGUUGUAGGUAUGGACCCCAUGUUGGCUACAGAAAUUACUCAAAAAUAAAAUCUUUAAGAAAAAAAAAGGAAGGGGUGACUGGGUGGCUCAGUGGGUGAAGCGUCUGCCUUCGGCUCAGGUCAUGAUCCCGGGGUCCUGGGUUCAAGCGUAGGUCGGGCUUUGCUCUGCGGGGAGUGUGCUCCCUCUGCUGCUGCUCUCCCUGCUCGUGUGCUCAACGUCUCUCUCUCUCUUUAUCUUGCUGUCAAAUAAAUAACUAAAAUCCUUAAAAAGAAAGGGGGCAUUUUGUGGAGUUUCGGGAAGGGGCGCCUUUCCUUUCCUCCCACCCUCUGGUAAUUCCACCAGAGUCAGGUGGGCCUCCAGGACCUGACACCGGGGAGGGCUGAUUACAAAGCCUCCCAGGGUGUUGAGAAAAUUGCAGUCAUGGUGGCAGACGGCGAGCUGGACACCCAGCUGCCAGAGGCCACAGGACUGGUUAAAGCAAGGACAGUGCAGCCAGAAAUUCAACAAGGAGACUCAGUCGACAAAACAGCAGUCAUCGGGUCAGCUGCCGGUGGUGCCUGGUGGCCUGCAAGGCCGCGUGUGUGCCCCGCAGGGACCAGGCUGCACUCCCAGCUCCACACUCUUCUCUGGCUGCAUUUGAGGCUUCGCAGCAGCAAAACGGAAAAACCAGGGCUGAACUGCGGACUGCUAGGACUUGGAAUGCGUCCCCAACCUACGCAGAACUGUCGACAAAGGACGCAGCCCCCCCAAAGGACGCUGGCUCACGAUGCUUACGUGCGCCUUCUGACCAGUAACUUACGGUCGUUAAGCUGUACUGACCCAGGGAAACGGAGGAGACCAGGGGCACCCACGCCGUCCUGGGCGUCCGUGGGCCGCGCUUGCUGCUGGGCCGCAUUCCUCGGUCCGGACAAGCCGCCGUCCACCUGUCGCUUCACCUGCGAUGGAGGUCUCCAUGUGUGCGGCUUUGGGCUACAAAAAAGGAAGAGGGAGCGACACCGGACUUGUGUGCUCGCUCUGUGCCACGGGAGGACAGCAAGAAGGCAGCUGAGAGCCGGGAGAACAGCGCUCCCCAGGAACUGCGCCAGCAGGAACCUCGACCGUGGACUUCCCGGCUGUGAGGGUGAAUUCCAGUCUGUAGUGUCAUGUUACGGCAGCACGAGCAGACGGACACAUCCCCGAAAUAUUUCGUGCAAACGGAAUCCUCCGCAUGCGCGGAGACUGGUCUCCCUUCUGGAACUCGGGGAGCGUCUGGAGGGAAUGGGUCACCUUUUUCUCCUACACGUCCUGCAGAACUGGCCAUUCCGCUCUGGAGUUAGCUCUGCAGACAGGUGUUAGCCGCAAACUCACUGUCUCCCACGCAGGUAGGGUCACUCGGGCUGCGACUCCUUCUUGACUUUGUCCGGUGUGGGAUUUCGUCACCUUACCUAGGCUGCCCGGUUGUGUGGCACGAAACCGUCCGUAGUUCUCUGGCACGGGGGGGUCUCGGGGACGUCCCCUCCCGUUGCUGACGCCGGCUCUUGGGGUCUUCACUCCUCUUCCGGCUCGGUCUUCUUUAAGGUUUGUGCACUGCUGAUCACCUCUAAGAACUUGGUUCUGGGUUCAUUAAAUUUCUGUUGUUCUGCACUUUAUUCAGCUGAUUUUCA